CUCAAAACUGUUAUAUAGCAAGUCAUCUUAACACAAAGUUUCCAUUCUUAAAUUUAUUUCGAGUUUUAACGCGUUAAUUAAUUAAAUACUGUGAAAAUGCCUGCUGAAAACUUGGAAGAACAAGGAUUAGAGAAGAAUCCAAAAUUGGAACUUGCCCAAUUCAAGUUCCUGCUCACAUUAAAAGAGAAUUUGAACAAUGAAGAAUUAAAAACAAAGUUGAUGGAUGAAAUUAAGGCUGAGAAUAUGGCAAUGUUCUAUGAAGAAACUUGUACUGAGCUUGGAUGGACUGUUGAUCAACAGCUAUUGUCUGAGAUGAGGGCAGUAAAUGCUAAAAAGAUUGAGGAAUUAGAUGCAGUAAUUGAGGAUGCCGAAAAGAAUUUAGGUGAAAUGGAAGUUCGCGAGGCAAAUCUUAAGAAAUCUGAAUACCUGUGUCGCAUUGGUGAUAAAAAUGGAUCAAUUUCGAGUUUCAGAAAGACAUACGAGAAGACAGUGAGUCUUGGACAUCGUUUAGACAUAAUUUUCCAUAAUAUUCGCAUAGGAUUGUUCUAUUUGGAUCACGAUUUGAUCACUAGAAAUAUAGAGAAAGCAAAAACAUUAAUUGAGGAGGGAGGAGAUUGGGAUAGACGUAAUCGUCUGAAAGUAUAUCAAGGAGUUUAUUCUGUUGCUAUUCGUGACUUUAAAUCAGCUGCUCAAUUCUUCCUCGAUACAGUCAGCACAUUCACAAGCUAUGAAUUGAUGGAUUAUCCAACGUUUGUUCGUUAUACUGUCUAUGUUGCAAUGAUCAGUUUACCGAGAAAUGAAUUAAGAGACAAGGUGAUAAAAGGUGCGGAAAUACAGGAAAUCCUUCAUCAACUUCCUGAAGUUAAGGAAUAUCUCUUCUCGCUUUAUAAUUGUCAUUAUGCUGAUUUUUUUAUUAAUCUUGUAAAAGUUGAAGGAUACUUAAGAGCUGACUUUAUGGCUAAUCCUCAUUAUCGUUUUUACGUUCGUGAAAUGAGAAUUCUCGCAUAUACACAACUUUUGGAAUCUUAUCGUUCCUUAACGCUUACUUAUAUGGCUGAAGCAUUUGGUGUUUCUAUAAAUUAUAUUGAUGCUGAACUUUCACGAUUCAUUGCUGCUGGUCGUUUGCAUUGCAAAAUCGAUCGAGUUGGUGGAAUUGUCGAAACAAAUAGACCAGACAGUAAAAAUUAUCAAUAUCAAUCCACAAUCAAACAAGGAGAUUUGCUAUUGAAUCGUAUUCAAAAACUCAGUCGUGUAAUCAACAUUUAAGUAUGCUUACUGGAGAUUUAUGCGUCUUUUUGUAUUUCAUUAAUAAUCAUAAAGAAAAAUAAUAAAAUGUACGAAAAUUAACAA
This is a messenger RNA of Chironomus riparius, 1350 nucleotides long. NCBI's taxonomy places the organism in Eukaryota, Metazoa, Arthropoda, Insecta, Diptera, Chironomidae. The record is from the annotation of a GenBank genome assembly.